Molecule: messenger RNA, 1029 nt
Organism: Nelumbo nucifera (sacred lotus)
Lineage: Eukaryota; Viridiplantae; Streptophyta; Magnoliopsida; Proteales; Nelumbonaceae
Product: cysteine proteinase inhibitor 12-like
Molecular function (GO): cysteine-type endopeptidase inhibitor activity
Source: RefSeq, a predicted model, not a curated record
AGAAUCUAAUCCAUGCCAGAGCAAAAGCGCGGAGGGAUAGUGUUGGAAGGAGGAAACGAAGCAGCUGCGAGCACUCAGCAGAGUUAUUAAAGAGAGCGGAGUGAUGAGAUUCAGCAGAGUUAUUAGUUGUUCGGUUCUAGCCUUGUCUCUUCUGCUUCUCUUCUCUGGGUUUUCCGAAUUUGGGUUUUGUUUCGAGAAUCCGAUAAGGAUGGCAACUGAAGGGCUCCCCGGCGGGAUACGCGAGUCGGUGGGGUUUGAGAACAGCGUCGAGAUUGAAAGCCUUGCUCGAUUUGCUGUCGAUGAACACAACAAGAAACAGAAUGCGCUGCUGGAGUUUGCGAGGAUUGUGAAGGCGAAGGAGCAGGUGGUUGCUGGUACUCUGCACCAUCUGACUCUGGAGGUGAUUGAGGCUGGUAAGAAGAAAAUUUAUGAAGCCAAGGUGUGGGUGAAGCCAUGGUUGAACUUCAAGGAGCUGCAGGAAUUCAAACCGGUUGGAGAUGCCCCCACGUUCACUUCGUCGGAUCUCGGUGCCAGGCGAGAUGGCCAUGGACCAGGAUGGAGAGCAGUGCCAGCACAUGAUCCUAUUGUCCAAGAUGCAGCAAAUCAUGCUGUUAAGACUAUCCAGCAGAGGUCAAACUCGCUGGCCCCUUACGAACUGCUGGAGGUCCUUCAUGCAAAGGCAGAGGUAAUUGAAGAAGUGGCGAAGUUCGAUUUGCUUCUCAAAGUCAAGAGGGGAAAUAAGGAAGAAAAAUUUAAGGUUGAAGUACAUAAGAAUGUUGAAGGUAUCUUUCAUUUGAAUAUGAUGGAGCAAGAUCACUCAUGAGUCAUGACUCUGGGGACUACCCUAACAUGUUAGUAUGUGUGGAUUUAUAUAGACAUCUCUUGUUUAGUGCUUUGUGAAACUUUAAUCAGUACUGCCCUACAGAUGAAACGAUGAAACAACUGUGUAUUGCUUGAAUAAUGUUUAUAUCUUACAUAGAUAAGAAAUAUAGCCUAUUAUAGAUGUUGUCUUGGAUGCUUCUUUUUGAA